This is a messenger RNA of Cyprinus carpio (common carp), 1440 nucleotides long. RefSeq names its product proteinase-activated receptor 1-like. Gene Ontology annotation, molecular function: thrombin-activated receptor activity. The annotation marks the transcript as partial. Lineage: Eukaryota; Metazoa; Chordata; Actinopteri; Cypriniformes; Cyprinidae. The transcript has a single exon. The record is from RefSeq and is a predicted model, not a curated record. Gene Ontology annotation, biological process: positive regulation of Rho protein signal transduction; phospholipase C-activating G protein-coupled receptor signaling pathway; thrombin-activated receptor signaling pathway. Gene Ontology annotation, cellular component: membrane.
UGUGUUGUGUUUUGUUACAGAUUCUGGCCUCAUGAUGUAUUUCUAUUUGGUUUUCGUAACCAGACAAAUCAGACGUUAUCUGAAGAAAAUUAUGUUACAGGGACUUACAAUGACCAAACUAUAAGAUCCUUUGAGCCUCUGGAACAUUUCAUUAAAGGCUCGAUUGUCACACGUGUCAUGCCCUCGAUCUACACCUUCAUCAUCCUCGUUAGUCUGCCCCUGAACGGUUUGGCCAUGGUGACGUUCACCUGUAGGAUUCGAGAGAAGAAACCAGCUGUGAUCUACAUGUCUCAUCUGGCGUGUGUGGACCUGCUCUUCAUCCUGCUGCUGCCUCUGAAGAUCCACUAUGAGAUGAAUGCUUCAAACUGGGUGUUCGGUGAGGCGGCCUGCCGUUUGGUCAGUGCAUCUUACUAUGGCAACAUGUACUGCUCUGUACUGCUGAUGAUGUGCAUGAGUGUGGACAGGCUGCUGGCCGUGGUAUUUCCCAUCGCGUCUCUGAACUGGAGGAGUGCAAGGAAAGCCACAUGUGUUUGUGUGGUGGUCUGGCUGCUGACGCUCGCUGGCAUAGUACCACUUCUCAUGAUGAAGCAAACAACUUGGUUUGAGGGUGGCAUCUCCUGCUUUGACACUUGGGCAGACCCUUCAAUGAUGUCAUACCUCUUUGUGUUCUUCGUCCUUCUUUGCAUCAGCUUCAUCCUGCCGCUGUUUGUCAUCUUAGUGAGCUACUCUAUUAUUAUAUAUGUGCUCUGUACUAAACAUGAUCACUCAUCAUCUUCCUCAGACACCCGAAGGAGGGCUGCAAUAAUGGCUUCUGCUGUGCUGACUGAGUUUGUUGUGUGCUUUGUACCAUCUAAUGUCCUCCUGAUUUACCACUGCGUUUGUUUAAUGAAUGGUAGAGAUGGGUUAAAUACCUAUCCACCUUACAUGUUUGCUGUGUGUUUGGGAAGCGUAAGUGUUUUUCUGGACCCUCUUCUUUACUACUACAGAUCAUCUCAUUACAGACAGCAGAUCUGCUCUGUGUUUUGUGUGGGUCAGAAAGGCAGAAAGAGAUAUCGUACCAUUAAACACAAUCACACAAAAUCCUCUCAUCUAAGCUGCACUGUAAAACAAACAAAUAGCCUAAAUAAAAAGCAGAUCUUACUCUGUAGUAAGUAAAUGUGUGAAAGAGAGAAAUCUAUCUAUCUAUCUAUCUAUCUAUCUAUCUUGCCACAUCACCUAUAUCUCUGUCUCUCUAUUAAUAAAUAAAUAAACACAAUAACAAUACCUGAAUUACCAUUCGACUGAAGCCAUGUGAUCAUUGAUUUUACUGAUGUCUUGGAUCUACAUUUGCAUAGCUGUGAUUUAAAACAGUCCUCUAGGUCAGGGGUUUAUCAAUAUGUCUACCCAAUAUUGGCUGAAUAAACCAUACAACUUAUGGUAGACAAAUCUGUUGUUUGAUGU